AUCUUCAGUAUGGCGUUUGUGGAUAAAAUCAGUGCUCUUCUCUUGUCCUGCGUGUGGAGAUCUUGGCGUUUCAUUUAUGUGUGAGAAUUUGGAUAUAUUUGGAUUCUGCCUGUUUAAGGAGGUUUCUCUGAGAUAUCCGAACAAACAAAAGAAGAGUUGUUAAAUUGACAAACUGUGAUUGAAGGAAUGGGCAGUUAAAAACACUUCAAAGAUAAUCAAAACUGAAAAUGGAGUUUGUUAAAGAGGAGUUUAAAGAGGAGAGUGAAGAUGUCAGUAUUUCAGAACCAUUCAGACUGAAGAAUGAAGAUACUGAGGAACAAAGAGAUCUGAUGAAGCUGAAAGAGGAAACUCAAGAAAUGAUUGAAGGAGAGGAGAAACAUCAAUAUCACAAACCUGAUAAUUUUGUUAGUGCAGAAAAGCCUGACAGUUGCUCACAGACUGAAAAUAAAUUCUCAACAAGAAAAACUCGAAGAACAAAAACCGAAAACCAUUUUUUCACCUGCCCUCAGUGUGGAAAGAGUUUCACACAUAAAGGAAGCUUUAAUAUCCACAUAAGAAUUCACUCUGGAGAAAAGCCUUUCAGAUGUCAACAGUGUGGCAAGAGUUUCGCACAAAAAGGAAACCUUGAGUUACACACAAGAAUUCACACAGGAGAGAAGCCUUUUACAUGCAUCCAAUGUGGCAAGAGUUUCACACAAAAAGGAAGCCUUAAUGCCCACAAAAGAAUUCACUCUGGAGAGAAACCUUUUACAUGUCAUCAGUGUGAUAAAAGUUUUGCACAUAUAGGAAGUCUAAAUGAUCACAUGAGAAUUCACACCGGAGAGACCCCAUACACAUGCCUUCAAUGUGGAAAGAGUUUCACACAAAAAGGAAACCUUAAUUUCCAUAUAAAAAUUCACUCCGAAGAGAAGCCUUUUACAUGCCUCCAGUGUGGAAAGAAAUUCAGACAUAAAACAAGCCUCAAAGUUCACAUGAGAAUUCACACUGGUGAGGCGCUUUUCACAUGCCUCCAGUGUGGAAAGAGUUUCAAACAUGAAACAAGCCUCAAAAUUCACAUGAGAAUUCACACUGGAGAAAAGCCUUUCACAUGCCUUCAGUGUGGAAAGAGUUUCAAACAGAAAACAAGCCUCAAAAUUCACAUAAGAAUUCACACUGGUGAGGCUCUUUUUAAAUGCCUUCAGUGUGAAAAGAGUUUCAAACAUAAAACAAGCCUCACAAUUCACAUGAGAAUUCACACGGGAGAAAAGCCUUUCAUAUGCCUUCAGUGUGGGAAGAGUUUCACAAGUAAAUCAAACCUGAGAGCUCAUAUGAAAUGUCAUUCAGGAGAGAAAUUACAUCACUGUUCUCAAUGUGGCAAGAAAUUUUCAGAGUUGGCCUAUUUUAAACAACACCAGAGAAUACAUGCUGGUGUGAAAGCUCAUGUGUGCUCAGAGUGUGGUAAAGCCUUUGUCCGAAUUAGCACCUUGAAACAGCACCAAAGAGUUCAUACAGGAGAAAAACCUUACAAGUGUUCACAUUGUGAAAGUACUUUUGCUUGUCCAAAACAUCUAACACCACAUGAGAAAGUGCACACUGGAGAGAAGACAUAUGACUGCUCUAAAUGUGGAAAGACUUUCAGCUCAUCAAGUACUCUACAGAGACAUUUAAAGAAGAAUUGCCCAAAUUUGUCACAGUGAGCAAACUUUAUCUUGAGAAUCUUUUCUUGCAUUUCAAACGGGAUAAAUCUGCCUCCGAAGGGGACUUCAAAGGGACAGCAAUCAUGACCGCCAUGUUGAAGGGUUGUUCCAAAUUGAGUGCCUUAAAAAUGAACGUUUCCAUAGGAUUCAACCGAUGGACACUGCUGCCAAGCAGACUGGAACCGGACCAUACAUCAUAAUCUGCCGGUGUGCCAAGUGUAAUGUAAAUUAAACCAGCUGCAAACACACUCUGGUUCUGUAUACCAAUACAUGUGACACAAACAAGCUUUUAUACCACGGGUCUGUUAAAUUCUUGAUUCUGAUUGGUUGACAGACAUUCUAAGGUGUGCAAUUAUUUUCCAGUAAAUGCACGGCUAUGAAGUAGCUCCAUGUCUUGACCGCAUAACAGUUCCAUAUCACUUUACCAAAUUAUUUCAGUUAUUUCAAAGAGCCAUACAGGUUACCACAGCAAAAUAAUCAAUUAAAACAAAGACAUUAGUUAUGUACAUUGGACAAGAACAACAAUGUCUAUAAUAUCCUAAAUGUAAAUUUCAGUUGAAAAGCACCCUUGCACUCCCUCUCUCUUUCGCUCUCACCCACACCAACACGGAGACACAUACAUUCGCGCCUGUGCACACAGACACACACACACACAUAGAGACAUGAGUCACUACCAACAAACAGGGCCGCACCCUGCGUCUUGAUCAAUACAAUAGUUUCUAUAUUAUCCAAAAUAUCAUUUUAUAUCUGUUGAAAGCACCCUCGCACUCCCCCUCUCUUUCUCUCACACACGGACAAAAGCUAUAUACAAGAAUGGGGAAACGACCACGCUGCUGCAGAGAAGUGCUCUUAAACUUGCAUCUUUUGCCGAUCUGAAGCGAUGUUACUUCACGUGCACACACACACACACACACCCAAACGCUCUACCUUGUCACUUCAGUAAGUGCUCCAGUAAAGCAACGCAAGCAUCACAAUCCGCCAUUGGUAGUUCGCCAUUACUAGCAAAGAAUGCUCUGGCUGUAUCAAAACAAAUUCUGAAUCCUUGGCAGAUGAAAGUAGUUCCACUCACAAGAGUAUUUUAGGGACAAAAACUAGAAAAUGUCUUGAGAUGAACUCCUGAAUGAUGUCUUAAGGUGUGGUAACCGUGGUAUAAGCAGAAUAAUUGACUCUGGCCCCUUGAAUUAUUGAAAAAUAAUGCACACCUGAGGUGUCCGCUGCGCAUUGUGACCGCAUUACCACCUCAGCAGUCAUAUCACCCUGGAGCUUUAGACUGGUUACCAAUUGAAGCUAAGCAGGGUUGAGCUUGGACAGUACCUGGAUGGGAGACCUUCUGGGGAAAACUAAGGUUGCUGCUGGAAGAGGUGUUAGUGAGGCCAGCAGGGGUGCUCACCCUGCGGUCUGUGUGUGUCCUAACACCCCAGAAUAGUGAUGGGGACACUAUAAUGUAAAAAAGGCACUGUCUUUCGGGUGAGAUUAAACCAAGGUCCUGACUCUCUGUGGUCACUGAAAAUCCCUGAGCACUUCUUGCAAAGAGUAGGGGUGUAACCCUGGUGUCUUGGCCAAAUUCCCCCCAUUGGCCCUUAUCAGUCAUGGCCUCCUAAUUAUCCCCAUCCCUGAAUUGGCUAUAUAACUGCACUCUCUCCUCUCCACCAACAGCAGGUGUGUGUGGUGAGCGUACUGGUGCACUAUGGCUGCUGUCGCAUCAUCCAGGUGGAUGCUGCACAUUGGUGGUGGGUGAGUAGAGUCCCCUGUUCAGUUUGAAAAGUGCUUUAUAAAUAUAACAUUCAUUCAUUCAAUAAUUCAAUGGUUUGCUGUCAAUUAUUCCUUACUCAACUAUUGUAAUGAAUGUUUAAAAUAAGGAAUAAUUGAUGAUGGACUGUUAAAUUAUUGAAAACUAACGCUCACCCCGAGGUGGUAAUGCAGCCACAACGAGAGACGGAAUUACUUUUCAAUAAUUCAAAGGGCUAAAGUCAAUUAUUCUGCUUAUACCACGGUUACCAGAACUUAAGACAUCGUUCAGGGUUUUAUCUCAAGACAUUUUCUGGUUUUCGUCCCUAAAAUGCACUUGUGAGUGGAACUACUUCAUUCCGCACUCCAAGCUUUUUGUUGCUUCUUUUUUAAUUCACAUGGGGGAACAAAAAAACAGUUGAAGAGCUUACAUGUCAGUUGUAGAAGACGAGUGAGCGCAGUGUUAAAUAAACUACUUUCUUCCACCACAGAUUCAGUGUCUUGCUUUGGUACAGCCCAAGCCUUCGUUGCUAGUUCGAAAACAUCACUUUAGAGUUAGUAAUGGAGGCGUACACUGCUUUCAAGUACUUACCUACAGUAACUAAGUAGAGCGUGUGUGUGUAUGUAUGUGUGUCAGUGUGUGAGUGUGGGUGAAAGCGAGAGGGAGGGAGCGCAAGGGCGCUUUUUAACAGAAAAUGAAAUAAAUGUAGGAUAUUAUAGACAUUGUCAUUCUUAUCCGAUGUACUUAGCCAGUAUCUUUGCUUUAAUUGGUUAUUUUGCUGCGGUAGCCUGUACUGCUCUGAAAUAAUUUAAAUAAUUUGGCGAAGUGAUAUGGAACCGUUAUGCAGUCAAAACCUGGAACUACUUCACAGCUGUGCGAUUACUGAAAAAUAAUUGCACACUUUAGAAUGUCUGUAAACCAAUCGGAAUCAAGCAUUCAGCAGACUCCUGGUAUAAAUCUUAGUUAAGCCCCUGGCUAUUUGAUGAAGCUUAAAUUUCUUCAUAAGGCAUAAAAGUCUUAAAGCAAUUAUUUUUAUUAAUUAUUAUUUGCACACUGAAAGUAGUUAAUAGUGAGGCAAAGUCAUGUGUAAAUAUUUCUGGUAUUAAUCUAUGGUUUUUAAAUGUUAAACAAGCACAUGUGAAUAAGUAAUUUUUCCCCUUAUUUUUGUCAUACCAAUAUGUCAAAACUAAUAGUUGUCUAUGAGGCCCCAAAUUCUUGCAGGUGGUAUAGCUGCCCAUUCGUCUUGGCAAAAUGCCUCCAGGUCAUGCAAAGUCUUUGGUCGUCUUGCAUGAACCACACGUUUGAGAUCUCCCCAGAGUGGCUCGAUGAUAUUAAGGUCAGGAGACUGUGAUGGCCACUCCAGAACCUUCACCUUUUUCUGCUGUAACCACUGGAGGGUCAACUUGGCCUUGUGCUUAGGGUCAUUGUCAUGCUGGAAAGUCCAAGAGUGUCCCAUGCGCAGCUUUCGUACAGAAGAAUACAAAUUGUCUGCCAGUAUUUUCUGAUAACAUGCUGCAUUCAUCUUGCCAUCAAUUUUCACAAGAUUCCCCGUACCUUUAGAGCUCACACACCCCCAAAACAUCAGUGAGCCACCACCAUGCUUCACAGUAGGGAUGGUAUUCUUUUCACUAUAGGCCCUGUUGACCCCUCUCCAAACAUAGCGCUUAUGGUUGUGACCAUAAAGCUCUAUUUUGGUCUUGUCACUACAAAUUACAGCCUGGAAAAGUUUUAGAAAUUUAAUUAUAGAAGCAUGAUACCAUUGUCAUCAGAUUUCAUUUCUGAUUAGAAAUAAGUUUCCCCAUAGCAGUAUAUUGAAGCUGUUCUUGCAUUCAUAGAAAACAGCUGCCUGGAGGUGUAACAAAAAUUGUGGUCCGAGUGACCUGACUUGCCUUAAAGGGAAUUUGCUGAUGUCUGAUUUAAUUGCAGAAAUCACUCAGGCUUGGUCGUGUGGAAGUUAUGAUUGAAUAAAAAACAUAAAUGUAUUUUAUUUUCUUAAAAGGUGUAGUUUACUAUUGCUAAAUGAUUGUAUAUUAAGCUGACUGAACUUUAUUAAAUUAUCAGAAAUAAAAAAGAUCUAAAUCUU
Myxocyprinus asiaticus (Chinese sucker) is the source of this 5488-nucleotide messenger RNA. RefSeq names its product gastrula zinc finger protein XlCGF57.1-like. The coding region runs from base 228 to 1676 and encodes 482 amino acids. The transcript has 4 exons. The record is from RefSeq and is a predicted model, not a curated record. Lineage: Eukaryota; Metazoa; Chordata; Actinopteri; Cypriniformes; Catostomidae.